AAUUGUAGCCUGCAAACAAUCGUUUGACAUUUCAUCACAAUCUACUAAGUACUUCUGCGCCGGUAAUAUACAAAUUUAAAGAGCACAUUAUACUUUUUCCCGUCUCUGAAUGAAGUUGUAAAAACUGCUUCUGCGCAGCCGAAUCUGUAAGUUUAGGCUGUUCAGUAUUCCGUAGCAUGGAGGACUAAGUUGCCUUCGUGCAGCCAUAGUGAGGGAAAAAAACACGUCUGUGCAAGCAAGCAAACAGGCAGUCUUUGACAGCGAGUUAAUUCUGCGCAGCCACGGUAUCAUUCAUGGACCCCAAGCCGAAACCGGAGCCGCAUGCGGGCCACUGUGUGGUGGCGAUGUCGGGCGCAUACCACCCAGAAGGUACGGAUUACCGCGAGGACCAUGGUGCCAAUGCAACCCCGAUACUGCUGUCCAUGUCAGGGGGCCCUCAUCAUGACUCCAUGCCCGCUAUGGUGACGCCGGCGUCGGUGACGGUUCGUAUCCCCACUGGCGGAGAAGCAGGCUCCAGCUCCUCCGAGUUCUCACACGAGGUGAUAAUGCUGCUGAUCGAGGCCAUGUCUGCGCGGUGGGAGCUGUACGGCCAUCGUGAGCGCUCCCGUCUCUUCCAGAGCGUUCAGCAGGAGCUGGAGUCGCACGGCUACCCGCUGCCCGUCGAGAAGAUCCGACGCAAGUGGAACAACCUCAUCGUCACCUACAAGCGCGUCAAGGAGCGAUGCCGGGGCCGCGGGACCGACCGCACCUCCUGGGAGUACUAUGAGGCGAUGGACACUGUGCUGGGCAAGGCUGCGAUGGGUCACGGUGGCCACGGUAGCUCUGCCUCCGCUACUCUUCUGGGAUUGGCUACUCAGAACUCCGGCGGCCUCUGCGACGACCUGCCGCCCCCCAGCCCUGGCCCCUCCUCCGGCAUGUAUCAUAGCAACCUCAUCGGCACGGCGUCGCAGGUGGGCCCCCACGGCCACCCGCAGCACAGGGCCACGCCCCCCAUGUCCAUGAGCCCCGCCCCUUUCUCGCCGGUGCCGCUCGUGAAUGCCGCUGGCAUGUACGAGUGUGAGGAGCCCAUGGCCGUGGCCCCCCAGCGGCCCAAGGUGAACUCCGCCCCCUCCACCCGCCGAAAGAUCCGAGGAGGAGGAGGAGGAGGAGGGGGGAGGGGCGCGGUGGCCCCGUACGACCGCAGUAACGACGGCUACGGGGGCGGGGCUUCGCAGCAGCAGCGACACCUGCUGGAGGAACAGCGUCUGUGCAGGCAGGAGGCGCGCGAGAGGCGCAGGGAGAAGACGGCCAAUCGCGUCGCAGAGUCCGUGGGGCGCAUGGCAACCGCCCUGGAACUCAUCUGCUCCAAGCAAGACACCAUCAUCGCACUAUUGCAGAGAAUGGCGGACAAACACUAG
This is a messenger RNA of Engraulis encrasicolus (European anchovy), 1397 nucleotides long. RefSeq lists its product as uncharacterized. Lineage: Eukaryota; Metazoa; Chordata; Actinopteri; Clupeiformes; Engraulidae. The coding region runs from base 294 to 1397 and encodes 367 amino acids. The record is from RefSeq and is a predicted model, not a curated record. The transcript has 5 exons.